This is a messenger RNA of Cotesia congregata, 327 nucleotides long. The record is from the annotation of a GenBank genome assembly. NCBI's taxonomy places the organism in Eukaryota, Metazoa, Arthropoda, Insecta, Hymenoptera, Braconidae.
AUGUUCUUCGACAGUUUCCGUAAUCUUCUCAGUUGUUCCUCUCAAGAGGUCUGCUACCAACGAGUAAGAGUUCUUGGGUAUAGAAAGAGUUCUGUGAGUCGAGAGCAAAGGUCCAAUUACAUGAAAACGCAAACGAGUAAAAGACAGAGAGUGGAGGUAAAAAAAAUGGGGGGGGGGGGUAGGAAGCUUAAAAAUAAAACAAGAAAAAAAAGAACUGGAAGUUGGGAGGAAAGGGAGAAGAACCUCGCCACUAAGAUUGCCGGUAGCAUGUUCAUGCUUUUAGAAUCAUUACCGGCACGAAUGUGCGACGACGAGCUUACCCAGUAA